Messenger RNA from Urocitellus parryii (Arctic ground squirrel), 1025 nucleotides. It is a transcript of the gene Phospho2, whose product is annotated as phosphatase, orphan 2. Gene Ontology annotation, molecular function: phosphatase activity. NCBI's taxonomy places the organism in Eukaryota, Metazoa, Chordata, Mammalia, Rodentia, Sciuridae. The record is from RefSeq and is a predicted model, not a curated record.
CGGGGGUCGACCCCGAAGAGGUCCCGACGCCUUCGUUCGGGGUGGACCCAGCAGGUUUUCUAUCAGAUGUUCCACUGUAAUAAUGCUGGAGUUAAGCGGUUUCCAUUUCUGUGCUCCAAAUCAGAAGACUUUUUUCCCUGCAUACAGUAUAGGAGAAAUAUUUAAAAACAAUUGGCAACUGACUGGUGUUUAAAACUGAAGAUUGUCAUGACUGUUUAACCUAAACUCUAUGCUGAAGUAAGAUUAAUUGUAUUGGAAAUACUAAUUUGGGGUAACCCAAAUCUAUUUCUGGAACCAUGAAAAUUUUGUUGGUGUUUGACUUUGACAAUACAAUCAUAGAUGACAAUAGUGACACCUGGAUUGUGCAAUGUGCUCCAGACAAAAAACUUCCUAUUGAACUACAAGAUUCUUAUCAAAAAGGAUUUUGGACAGAAUUUAUGGGCAGAGUCUUUAAGUAUUUGGGAGAUGAAGGUGUAAGAGAAAAUGAAAUGAAAACAACAAUGACAUCAAUACCUUUCACUCCAGGGAUGGUGGAACUUUUCAACUUUAUAAGAAAGAAUAAGGAUAAAUUUGACUGCAUCAUUAUUUCAGAUUCAAAUUCAGUCUUCAUAGACUGGGUUUUAGAAGCUGCCAAUUUUCAUGAUAUAUUUGCUAAAGUGUUUACAAAUCCAGCAGCUUUUGAUAGCAAUGGUCAUCUCACUGUGGAAAAUUAUCAUGCUCAUUCUUGUAAUAGGUGCCCAAAGAAUCUUUGCAAAAAUGUAGUUUUGGUAGAAUUUGUAGAAAAACAGUUACAACAGGGAGUGAAUUAUACACAAAUUGUGUAUAUAGGUGAUGGUGGGAAUGAUGUCUGUCCAGUAACCUUUUUAAAGAAGAAUGAUGUUGCCAUGCCACGGAAAGGAUAUACUUUACAGAAAACUCUUUCCAGAAUGUCUCAAAAUCUUGAACCUAUGGAAUCUUCUAUUGUAGUUUGGUCUUCAGGUGUUGAAAUAAUUUCUCAUUUACAAUUUCUAAUAAAGGAGUAAUAU